Epinephelus moara (kelp grouper) is the source of this 1916-nucleotide messenger RNA. RefSeq names its product tropomyosin 1 (alpha) (gene tpm1). Gene Ontology annotation, biological process: cardiac muscle contraction; actin filament organization. The record is from RefSeq and is a predicted model, not a curated record. Bases 142 to 1122 code for a protein of 326 amino acids. The transcript has 10 exons. NCBI's taxonomy places the organism in Eukaryota, Metazoa, Chordata, Actinopteri, Perciformes, Serranidae. Gene Ontology annotation, molecular function: actin filament binding. Gene Ontology annotation, cellular component: actin filament.
GUACAUAUUUGACAGGGUACAGUCAGGCAGAGCCUGCACUCCAGCUAAGCGUUCAGUUAGGCACAGACGCCCUAGCCGCUCUCCCACUCUCUCCUUGCUUUUCUUUUGGACGUUUUGGGGCCGAACAACAAAUAAGCAGCCAUGGAUGCCAUUAAGAAGAAGAUGCAGAUGCUCAAGCUCGACAAGGAGAAUGCCUUGGACAGAGCAGAGCAGGCUGAGGGAGACAAGAAGGCAGCAGAGGACAGAAGCAAACAGUUAGAGGACGAUAUAAGAGAGUUGGAAAAGAAAUUGCGUGUUACUGAAGACGAAAGAGAUAAAGUGUUUGAAGAGUUCCAAACUGCUGAAGAAAAGCUGCUGACCGCUGAGGAGGUCGCCACCAAGCUUGAGGACGAUUUGGUAGCUCUGCAGAAGAAGCUGAAGGGAACUGAGGAUGAGCUGGACAAGUACUCUGAGGCUCUUAAAGAUGCCCAGGAGAAACUUGAGCUGGCUGAGAAGAAAGCCACCGAUGCUGAGGGAGAUGUCGCAUCCCUUAACAGACGUAUCCAGCUGGUUGAGGAGGAGUUGGAUCGUGCUCAGGAGCGUCUGGCUACUGCCCUGACCAAGCUGGAGGAAGCUGAGAAGGCUGCUGAUGAGAGCGAGAGAGGCAUGAAGGUCAUUGAGAACAGGGCCAUGAAGGACGAGGAGAAGAUGGAGCUGCAGGAGAUCCAGCUGAAAGAGGCCAAGCACAUCGCUGAGGAGGCUGACCGCAAAUAUGAGGAGGUGGCCCGUAAGCUGGUCAUCAUUGAGGGUGACCUGGAGCGUACAGAGGAGCGCGCCGAGCUGUCAGAAAGCAAAUGCUCUGAGCUUGAGGAAGAGUUGAAAACUGUGACCAACAACCUGAAGUCACUGGAGGCCCAGGCUGAGAAGUACUCACAGAAGGAGGACAAAUACGAGGAGGAGAUCAAGGUCCUCACCGACAAGCUGAAGGAGGCUGAGACUCGUGCUGAGUUCGCUGAGAGAUCAGUAGCCAAGCUUGAGAAGACCAUUGAUGACUUGGAAGAGAAACUGUCACAUGCUAAAGAAGAGAACCUCGAUAUGCACCAGAUGCUGGACCAGACUCUAAUGGAACUGAAUAAUUUGUGAAAGCACAGUCUGACCCCCACACGCACUGUGGUUUUGGCUUUUUGUACUUGCACCUUGCUUACCGUAAACCCCUCUUCUCGUACCUUGCCCAUGGUGGAGAUGAAACAGCCAGAUGCUUUUCCUAACGCACCGUCCUGCCUUCAGCGGAACUCGACCAAGGAGCAAAGCUAAGGGGAAGUAAAGCUUAACCAUUCCCUUUGAUGAAGCCUAAACUGAGAAACAAGAUUGUUUUCACAAGCCAGUUUUUAAUCUUGUAACGGUGUCUGCCUUUUGCAACCCUUGAGAUAGUUUUUUUUUUUUGUUAGUUUUUUUGACAAGUCAUCUGGUGAAAUGUCAUGUGCAAGAUUGUUUUCUACGUCUGCAUUGAAGCUGAUCUGGUACGUUCCAUUCCACCUUGAUAAUGCACAAACCAGAGGACAAAGUGGAGAAAUUUUGCACUGAGUUAAACCUCAGCAUCAUGCACAUUUUGAAUUCUGUAAGACAAACUAAAGAGAUACAUUCCCUCUGCCCAGAAACUUUCCUCACAGGUGUAAGUAUACAUUGGCAGUGAUUGUCAGCGUGUAUACUGGUGCUACUCUAUUCUUAAGCAACAACCCAAAAUGCUGAUGCAUUAUAGUAAAUUCUUAUUCUUUAAAACCAUGGUUCAAAAUUUUUUCAUCUUGUCUGCAAAGUACAGUUUCAGUCAUCUGGUUGUGCAUUGUUUUAGCAUUGUAUUAAUGUAGAUGUCUCAAGUGUUUAUCAUAUCUGAAAUGUAAAAAUUAUGAAAAUAAAUAAAAGCACGUUUUGAAAGUUUU